GGCAGUCUCAUUCCGGGACAAGAGGAAGUCAGUCUCCACUCCCUGGGCCCGCGCCUCUCUGCCCCCUGCCCAGAGGAAGGGGGAAGCCAGGGCCCCCUCUGGGGGCCCAGGCCCCCAAUCCCUCCCAGCAGAGGAAGCCAAGGGUGGCGCAGAAACCAUGGAAACCAGCCAAGGCAGCAGCCAGAGGAAUCAGCUCAGACAGCAGGAAGACACAUCCAGAGGUCCCCUGAGAAGUGUGAGCAAGCCUCGGAAGGGCUGCGUGUGAAGAAGCCCUGGUGCACAUGCUCUGUGCCUGGUGGAGACCAUCUGCUUUAUCUGAAGACUUUCAGAAGCUGAGGAGCCGGGAAGCUCAAACACCAUCUUGUCUGAGUCAGGGACAAGUGACUUGAAGUGCACGCUCUUUCUUGGCAGGACCUGCUGUUUCCCAAAAACAUCUACCUGUGCCAUUAUGUGAAACAAUAACCUGGCUUCCAGAAUUCUGUUCACUGAAAGAGGCUCCUUUUCUCUCCCUUCCCCAUGCUCUGAUUCCUGUUCCAUCCGUAGACAGAUCCUACUCCAAGGGCAGAGCCUGUGCCUCCCCCAUCAGACUGGGGGGGGGGGCGGGCUGUGCCUCCCCCAUCAGACUGGGGGUACCCUCUCCUCCAAAGCCUGGAUUCGUGAUGGGGUGGGGUGGGAAUGAAUCCGUGGUGUGAAGUGAGGGGCUGGGCAGGGAGGAGGGUGGAAGUUGAGGUGUGGAAAGUGCAGGAGGGAGCUUCUGUGGGGAGCCCAGGGGAUUUGCAAUCCCAGCCGCGGAACCCUUGCCAGGAGCAGGUCUCUCUGGAGCAGGAUGGCCCAGGAGCUCAGCGAGAAGGAGCUAUUGAAGAUGGAGGUGGAACAGUUGAAGAAGGAAGUCAAGACCCCACGAACCCCGAUUUCCAAGACAGGAAAGGAAAUCAAGGAUUAUGUGGAGGCCGAAGCAGGAAACGACCCUCUCCUCAAAGGCAUCCCUGAGGACAAGAAUCCCUUCAAGGAGAAGGGCGGGUGUGCGAUAAGCUGAGGGCCCUGGGGCCCCGCCCCCCGACCAUCUGUCCCUCCUCAGCCCCGCUCUUCACCGGGAACCCAGUGUCCGGGGACACCCAGGGACCCGGGGACUCUCCACCCUCUCUCGGCCACAGCAGUAGACACCUGGCCCGUGCACUGGGGAGCCGUGCCCCACUCCCACCUUCAGUUCUCCUCUCCUCCACCCGCUGGGUCACUGGGAGGCCCUCAAGGACAGCUUCUCGGGCUCAGCAACUGGCACCUUCCGUGGUGGGGUCCCAAGAGCUGGCCACGCCCUGAGACCCCGGACAGCACCCUUAGAGACCUUUAUCCCUCCCUGGAGCCGUCCCGUCUUUCCCUCCGCUCUCUUCCUAGGAGCCAGCAUUCCUACUCAGAAUAGUUUGGGUUGGGGGCCAGAGUGGGGGGGGGGCCCUUCUUCCCCAUCUCACGUCUGACCCUGUGGGCCUCCUCCUUAGACCACUCCAGAGGGCCUGACGACAAAAAGAGUUUGUAAAGUCAUGAUGUCAGGAUGUAUGUAAUGUUCCGGAGGGUCUGUUCCGUGCUGGGUCCUAGGGAGGGAAGAGUAGCAGCGCGAACAUGGCGGGAACUGAGUUUGCAAUGAAGUCAGUGAACUCUACUCUGCAGAGGGACCGGCAGUGGUGUGGGGCACACAGCAGACAGACAGACGCUCAGGGCCACGGGCAAGGUCCGUGUGAACUGUUGCAGGCCAGUGGCCCGUGGGGUGGGACGGGGCAGACAGAGGCCCCAGAGGGAGAUGCGUGAAGCCUUGAAGGACCUCCCGUGAGCCCAGUUAAGAACUGUGUUCCCCACCCGCUGCAACAGGCAGGAGGCAGCCGAGGGACAGGAUUUGAUUAGCAGGAGGGAGGCUGGUUCCUGCUAAGGAGGAUGCGGAUUCCUGGGCUUUGUUAGCAAGGAGAUUAUAGUUUUUAACGGAACCACAGAAGUGAUGAGGAUGCAGAAGGCAAGCUGAGGACAGAGCACAAGGGGACAGCCUGCAGCCUGCCCCCCCCCCCCACCACCACCGAGGGAGCUGCGUGACAUUCCUCAGGCACUCCCCACUGCCCUAAAGCUAAGGGAAGGAAAAACAAAUGGUUAACUCAUAGAGAUCCCAGUCCUGCAAGACAGGAGUCUCCCUCAGUUUACAAAGGUCUUAGUGAUUUACCAAGAAAAAAAAAAAAAAACACCAUUCUUAUCAAUAACCUAACUUCCAGAAGGAAACUCCCAACUGUCUUACUGUUAAUGCUUUACUAGAGGGAAAAACGACAAUGGCAGGCCUCCAUUAUCUUGUAGGUCCUCUUUAGCAUACAAAAAUUCUUUUGAAAACCUCACUUUUUCCUUACCCCCAACUCCCAAGUAUAUAAUCAAGUCACCCGUCACAACCCCGGGGCAACCCCUGUCCCUGUGCUUUAUUAAAACCACCAGUUUGC
Molecule: messenger RNA, 2465 nt
Organism: Zalophus californianus (California sea lion)
Lineage: Eukaryota; Metazoa; Chordata; Mammalia; Carnivora; Otariidae
Gene: GNGT2
Product: G protein subunit gamma transducin 2
Exons: 5
Coding region: 827-1036 (69 amino acids)
Biological process (GO): G protein-coupled receptor signaling pathway
Cellular component (GO): heterotrimeric G-protein complex
Molecular function (GO): G-protein beta-subunit binding
Source: RefSeq, a predicted model, not a curated record